Molecule: messenger RNA, 573 nt
Organism: Durusdinium trenchii
Lineage: Eukaryota; Dinophyceae; Suessiales; Symbiodiniaceae
Source: the annotation of a GenBank genome assembly
AUGCUCCGGCUUUGCCCUGACUUGUCCAGCACGGCCUCGCUUGAGGUACUGAAACGUGAGAUUUUCGGCCCCAUCAUUCCGAUUCUCUCAGUGAGUGGUGUUGAAGAGGCCAUAGACAUCAUCAACCGGAUUGGGCCGAAGCCAUUGAUCGCAUACUGCUACACGAAGGAGGAAGGCUCUGAAAAUGCUUUUGUCAAAAGCGUCCCAGCAGGGAACAUUGCAGUGAACGGUGGGCCUCAGGUGGGGACUUGACAGCACAGUUGCGACAGCACUGACUCUUCAUUGCACUGAGGGUGUUUUCUUUCGGACAGAGUUGCACAUUGCUUGCGCUGCCUGAUGGAAGAAAAUCCAAGUGUUUCAGUGUUUCGGGCUUGUUGUAGGCCAGCUCAUGCAUGCUUCUGCACAAUUUUUAUAUAUCAUUGGAUUCAAAGGGGUGUUUGUUUUUGGGGUUCGCUUGGAUCCAUGUUGUUUUGUCCAUCUCUUAGUCGAUCUUAAGAGCUAGUGCACACCCGCCAGCGAAUGAUCGGGAACUACGCAGUGAGCUUUGGUGGCACUGGGCCGAGUGGGACUGGU